Messenger RNA from Acanthosepion pharaonis, 2016 nucleotides. Lineage: Eukaryota; Metazoa; Mollusca; Cephalopoda; Sepiida; Sepiidae. The record is from the annotation of a GenBank genome assembly.
AUGGGAUGGAAAGGAGGUAGAGAUAUUGGCUUCUCUCUCUCUCUCUCUCUCUCUGCAUUGCUCUCCUUACAGCUUGGCUACCAAAUAUGCAUGGCUGCUGUCUUGGAUGAUGAUUCUGUUGAAUUUUUUUUUCUUCUUUCUGUCUCCUACUCUUCUCUCACUCUUCCCAGGUGGGUUUGUGAGGACUUCCCUGAUUUGAAGGGUAUCUUGGAGAAUCGCAUUCUACAAGACUAUGACUCUAAAAGCUAUGAGAGCAUGAAGAGCUUAUGUGAUCGCUAUAACAAGGCUAUUGACAGCAUCUUGCAAUUACAAGGAACUCCCCGUCCAAAUCACUUAUACACCAGGCCGUCUACGAACCUACUGAAACACAUUUUACAACAGUGUUACAACCAAGCAGUCACUGAUCCUGAGAAACUUAAUCAGUAUGAACCAUUUUCACCUGAGGUUUAUGGAGAGACUUCAUUUGAACUUGUUGAUCAGAUGAUCAGCUCGAUUCAAUUCACUGAAGAUGAUUUCUUCAUUGACUUGGGAAGUGGUGUUGGUCAAGUUGUUCUCCAAGUAUCUGCUGCAACUCCAUGUAAAAUGUGCUAUGGCAUUGAAAAAUCUGAGUGGCCAGCAACCUACGCUUCUAACAUGGACAAAGUCUUUCUCAAAUGGAUGAAAUGGUAUGGAAAACGGCAUGGUCAGUAUCAGUUGGAGAAAGGUGACUUUUUAUCAGAUGAAAUGAAGGAGAAGAUCAACAAUGCAACUGUGAUAUUUGUUAAUAAUUUUGCUUUUGGACCUCAGGUUGAUCAUCAGUUGAAACUUCGAUUUGCCAACAUGAAGGAAGGUGCUAAGAUUGUAUCAUCAAAAGCAUUCUGCCCUUUAAACUUCCGAAUAACAGACCGAAAUCUUAGUGACAUAGGUACUAUAAUGGAAGUGAAAGAACUUUCUCCACUGUGCGGUGCAGUGUCGUGGACUGGGAAACCUUUUACAUACUAUCAGCACACCAUUGAUAGGACACAGCUGGAGAUCUAUUUCCAACGAAUCAAAAACCCAAAACUCAGGGAUGAGGCGAUGAGCAGAAAUAAGAAAGGGAGAACGUCAACAUUGAAGGACAAUGCAGUACUGAACGGCCAGAUGCGAUACCAAACUGAACCCAAGAAAACUACACAUCACCCUCGGAUUGUGAAACGAAAUCGGCGCAAGAGCAAAACUGCUGCAAAUGAACGGAUCACAAAAGAAGAGGAGCCGCCACCACGGACCAAUGGAGAAUACGGUAAAAAAAGUCUGCCUCUCGUUCUUGGUCUCUUUUUUUUCUCUUUUUUUUUUUUCCUUCUUUUUUUCUUCUUUUUUUUUUCCUUUCCUUUUUUUUCCUUCUUUUUUUCCUUCUCUUUUUUUUCCUUCUUUUUUCCUUCUUUUUUUUCUCUUUUUUUCUUUUUUUUUCCUUCUUUUUUUUCCUUCUCUUUUUUCCUUCUUUUUUUCUCUUUUUUUUCCUUUUUUUUUUCUUCUUUUUUUCCUUCUCUUUUUUUCCUUCUCUUUUUUUUCUUUUUUUUCUUUCUCUUUUUUUUCCUUUUUUUUUCCUUCUCUUUUUUUCCUUCUCUUUUUUCCUUUUUUUUCCUUCUCUUUUUUCCUUCUUUUUUCCUUCUCUUUUUUCCUUCUCUUUUUUUUCUUCUCUUUUUUUUCCUUCUUUUUUUUCCCUUCUCUUUUUUUCCCUUCUCUUUUUUUUCCUUUUUUUUUCCUUCUCUUUUUUCCUUCUCUUUUUUUCCUUCUUUUUUUCCUUCUCUUUUUUCCUUCUUUUUUUUUCCUUCUCUUUUUUUUCCUUCUCUUUUUUUCCUUCUCUUUUUUCCUUCUUUUUUUCCUUCUCUUUUUUUCCUUCUCUUUUUUCCUUCUUUUUUUCCUUCUCUUUUUUUCCUUCUCUUUUUUUCCUUCUCUUUUUUUUUUUUUUCUCUUUUUUUUCUCUUUUUUCCUUCUCUUUUUCCUUCUUUUUUUUUUCCUUCUCUUUUUUUUCCUUCUCUUUUUUUUCCUUCUCUUUAA